UGUACCCGGUCCCAGAACUAACCUGGCUGCCCUCUUCUUUCUCCGAUCCUGUCUCUCCCACGACUGGCCGGCCGGCCGGUCCUCCAGCUCAUCAUCGCUCUCGACUAGGAGUAUAUAGCUAGCCGCCCUGCACCUGCAAGCUCCAUCUCUUGCUCGCUCUAGCUCACUCCGCAUCCGAAGCAUAGUGACCUGGGCGACCGGCCGGCCGACCAACAACCGACAGCAGGAUGAUGGUGGUUGGAUAGCGUCGGCGGCUGCGUGCAUGUAUGCAUGGCUUGAAAAGAUGCGCGCCGAUCUCCUCGCAUCUCACCGGCGGCGGCGGCGGCGGCAGCAGCAGCAGCAGGGAGAACGAAACUACGCUGCUCCAUCCAUCCAUUCAAUCAGAUCACUGGAGUGUUUAUUUGGUCGCCGUCGAUUAAGGAUGGAUAUACUGCUGUUUUGAUGGUUACAUCGUCUCACGCAUGCAACUGCACAUCAUUUAAUAAAUCUCUGAAAGUUCUAGCUCGUCUCAGGGACGAUAGACUAAAUUAGAACAUUUGUGAAUCAUGAUCAACCCUAAUGGCUAAUGGGUCUACAUACCGUACCUCUGGUCACAUCGAAGCUCAAAGGUGCUCAAAGGGUCUCUUUGAAAAUAUUUUAUUUAUUAAAGUUGUUUAGAUAUCAAAAUAGUUAACCAAGGUAUCGAGCAAUAGGACUAAAAAAAAUAAAGUUAUUCAUUGCAUUUGUAGUAAUGAUGGUAAGGAGAGAUCGCGUGAAAUAUAGAGAGAGCGGAAGCCCUGAAAACCAUGGAACCUCUUGACAAAAUCUUCAGGUUUCGUUGGCCUUGAUUCAAAGCACUUCCCUGUUUGUAUUUUUAACUGAUCUAAGGGAACGAGAAAAAAACGGUGUAGCUGGUAUUAGGCCGAGUUAAACCAGCUAGUGGCGUAGGACAGAUUAAAGCUGAGGCGUGGCGCAGCUGAGCCAGACAUAGCUCCAAGCUUCGUUUCAUGGCUGAAGUGUGGAGAAAAAUGCUGAAGAAAUCUGACAAAUAGAUGAGGACGAGAUACUCCUAGCAAACCAAGGUAUGGCGGCGGUAUAUAUAUACAUGUUGAGAUCAGCUGGUCAAGUCUGACGAAGGACCAAGCCAUAUCGCAUAUGCAAGAGAACACUGGAGAUAGCGAAGAAAAUACACUUGACCAUAAGAUGAGACUCACGACACGAGGCCCUCCAUAUAGUGCAUUUACAUGGUCGUUUGGUCCGAAUAAAGAGAAACGGUAGGUGAUCCACUGUCAAGUACUGAUGAAGAGCAUCAACGAGACUACAAUAUUGUGCAGGAUCAGCAACAUAUGCAUGGUUUAUUGGUUUUAUACACAGAAUCUCAUCAUAGCGGUAACGAAAAAACCCGUACAGUUCAGCACAACAUGCUCAUCAAUACACAAAGUAGAAAAUUGUGCUGCGCGUGCGCUACUCUAUUUCAUUGAUUUACUCACUCUCUUUGCACACUCAUCACAGAGUAAGGUAAGGCAAGAAAUUGACCUAGUACCUCAUGUUGACCAUCUUGAGCUUUAAAAGCAGCGUUCCGGCCGGAGGGCAAGCCGAGAGGGGGCCAGCCACCGCCAUCGUUUCCUCGAAGCGGCGCACGUGAAUGCCGUCGUCGCUGACAUCACCGCCAGGCGGGAGGACGACGACGGCUCACCUCGUCCCCGGCCGGCACAAGUGCCAUGACCCAAGCACGCCGAGGGGCUUCUGCGCCAAGUACUUCUCCGUGGAGUCGUGCCUCCUGCUCGCGCUCAUCACCGUGCUGCUGCUGGUGCUCCCGCUCGUCCUGCCACCGCUCCCGCCGCCGCCGCUGGCGGUGCUGCUCGUGCCGGUGGCGCUGAUGGCGGUGCUGCUGGCGCUGGCGCUCACGCCGGCGGCCGGUGGCCGGAACGAGGUCGUGGACCCGGCGUCCUACUUAUAGUACGUCUUGUAGAUUGAUGUGAAUUACAAGAAAAUUUUUGAGGGGACAAAGGUUUUGAUUCGAGUGUACGUUGGAUCGAUUUCAAACGCAUAUUGAGGAUGUUCUUUUGUUAGUUUUCUCUUCGUUAGAUGCUUGUAACUUUAUAUGGUCUCCGUCUAUGUUUGUCUAGUAUUUUGUUUUAUUUUUGACUUGA
Molecule: messenger RNA, 2132 nt
Organism: Panicum hallii
Lineage: Eukaryota; Viridiplantae; Streptophyta; Magnoliopsida; Poales; Poaceae
Product: protein AUXIN-REGULATED GENE INVOLVED IN ORGAN SIZE-like
Exons: 2
Coding region: 1625-1939 (104 amino acids)
Biological process (GO): positive regulation of organ growth
Source: RefSeq, a predicted model, not a curated record